AAGUGUUUUAGCUCAAGAGCACCAUUUCCGGAAUUUCCUACGUUUCUUUCUUUUCCGUUUUGCCUGCAUAGGUGAAUCGGUGAGUGUUGUGUAGAAGAUUUGUAUCAACAUAUUAAAUAUCAACCAUGGGAAAGCGCAAUAAUAUGAUCCCAAAUGGCCAUUUCCACAAGGAUUGGCAAAGAUUUGUUAAAACUUGGUUUAAUCAACCAGCGAGAAAAAUUCGUCGCAAACAAAACCGUGUUAAAAAGGCAAGAGCUCUUGCUCCAAGGCCAGCAAAUCUCUUGAGACCAGUAGUACAUUGUCCAACAUUCCGCUAUCACACUAAAGUUCGUGCUGGUAGAGGAUUCACGUUGGCUGAGCUGAAAGCCAGCGGUUUAAACAAGAGAUUUGCCCGGACAAUUGGUAUUGCCGUUGACCCACGUCGCCGUAACAAAUCGAUCGAAUCUCUUCAGACGAAUGCACAACGACUGAAAGAGUAUAAAGCCAAACUGAUACUCUUCCCAAUAAAUGAAAAGAAGCCGAAGAAGGGAGACGCAACUGAGGAAGAAAGGAAGUUGGCUACUCAAAUCAAAGGAGAACCGAUGCCAAUACGGCAUCAAGCACCUGCUAAAGCAAAAGCACGACCUAUUACAGAGGAAGAGGCCAAAUUCUCGGCCUAUGUGACCCUUCGUAAAGCAAGAGCAGAUGCACGACUAGUAGGCAUUCGUGCAAAGCGGGUUAAGGAUGCCGCGGAAAAUCCUGAUGACAUGACUAAGCUUGCUAAAGACAAGAAGGCUAAGAAAUAAUUUUCAUAACCUUUUUUUCCUUAUGCAAAUAAAAAGAAAAACAUUCUAUAAUGGAAGAAUAA
Dinoponera quadriceps is the source of this 847-nucleotide messenger RNA. It is a transcript of the gene RpL13, whose product is annotated as 60S ribosomal protein L13. NCBI's taxonomy places the organism in Eukaryota, Metazoa, Arthropoda, Insecta, Hymenoptera, Formicidae. Bases 126 to 785 code for a protein of 219 amino acids. The transcript is spliced from 4 exons. Gene Ontology annotation, cellular component: cytosolic large ribosomal subunit; ribosome. Gene Ontology annotation, molecular function: RNA binding; structural constituent of ribosome. Gene Ontology annotation, biological process: translation. The record is from RefSeq and is a predicted model, not a curated record.